UGCUCACUCCACCACAUACUCACGCCUCCCAUCCAGUUUAAAGUACUCAGUUAUUGAUAUAAGACGCGAAAAUGCUGCAAAGCGUUAAUUAUACAGGACUUUAAAAUACUGCCAAUAAGGGAAAAGAUAUUAGAGUUUACCGAUUAUUUACUGGGAGGACUCGAAACUACGUCAAAACUAGAAGACGACAUAUGAUUGAUACCGAAAACGUGAACUUAGGCUGCAGGCCAGUUGGGAAAUGUUGCAGUGUGAGUGGAUGAGUAUCAAGUGAUGUUAGGUUACAUAAGACUAAGAUACAGUGUGUGCUUCAACAUUGUUAUUGGUGGCGAGGUGAUAAGUUUACCACUAUAGAACCGUCCCGUUUAUAUUGUUUAAAGGAUCAUCGAUUAAGAUACACGAUGGAAACAGGAGGUUCUUAAGGCAAGUGAGGAGUUUAUUGUCGACCUAGGAGUACCGAGUAGAAACAUGCAGUCAGUGGCGGCGGUGGUGGUGACGGUACUAGGCUAUACUGUCGCCGCUAUUCACCCACCUCGUACUAGUGACGAUGGUGGGGACUCCCCUGACCACUUGCCUUUUGCUCACGGUAACGCCACUCUUACAGACCAAACGCACCCACGAAUUGAGGUUCCUCGGCUCCAUUUAGAGGACGUUUACCCCAGUAACACGACAGAGACUACUGUAAGAGGUCAUCAGGCACAACCCCAAAAUUAUGGCUUUGUUGACCGUAGUUUUACCAGUGUAGAGGAAGGAUCGGUGAGUUUAGUAGACGGUGAUAAGCCAACACAACCUCUAAGUUAUGACCGUAUGGACCAUAAAAUCUUUACAAUGGAGGAAAGAAAGUCUAUCACUCCUGGACAGGGACGAUCAGGUCGGCGUAUACAUGACGGUGAGCAGCUGCAUCAACUUUACCAUCGAGUAAAGCACCUAAGCGACUCCCUGUCCGACCACCGCCUUUAUUACAACCUGCUGUCCCAUCGGGCCUUCCACAUGCUACUGAAUGAGGUAAAUAAGCUUCCUAAGGACGCCCCAGCCACUUAUGUGACCCCAAACCUGACUGAGGCUGUACAGACGCUCCACUAUCAGCUGAGUCUCGCUGAGCACAUCGUUCACAACCUCACCUUCAUCAUCAGGGAGGCUGUCCCUCAAUACUACGUCGACGAUUAUGUUGUUACGGGAAUGAUUAAUGCACUACUGCCUACGUCACACACAGUGUUGAAGCUUUAUAAGCCAAGUGAUCAAUAUUUCUUUUCAACCUCAGAUAUACAUGAACCAACCAAUCAAAAUAUGCCUUCAACAUCGGACUUUCAUAUGCCAAUUAAUAAAAAAUUUCCGUUCGAUGGUUUUUCUGCUCCCAGUAUUCACCUCCCGGCUCAGUACCUUGUAGGGGACACGCCUCACCCUUACCAUUACGUCAUGCCUGACACAACCGCUGAUGCUCCCCAGGACAUGCUACAAACUUACACUGAGACCAAAGCCUCGCCGCCCUAUCAACAGCCCCUAGAUCAAGACUCACUAGUCCUUCAGUCCCCGUCGUUGGUUCAUGCACAACCCGUGGGAGUUGGCGACGCGGAGGGGCCUGGAACACUGACGGGACCUGGGAUACUUUUUGUGACUGACGAAGUAUUACGCCCACAGGUGCAUGAGACUGUCCCAGACAACAUCACGUACAGUCCCAUCACGCAUGAUAACACCACAGAGAAAACUUCGGGUAAGAACCACGCUCUAUCUUAUGACGGGCAGUUUGGUGACGGACGUAAUGUAAAACGCUUGCAACCAUUUCCUUUAUCUCGGAAUAAGCCGAAGGUCAUAAUCGAGACAGCCCCUCAUGGAGGACAGAGAGUCGUGAGCGAGUCGGGGAGUAUUUUCAGCCCUGGUGGAAGACCUGCUCCCGGCGUCACGUCUACCACUUUAACCUCGUUCAUCGCUGCCAUGAACGUAACCAACCACUUCUCACGAUCUAUCCAAUUAUCAGUCGCUACACAACACUCCCUUACAAACGCUACUGCGUCACUGAGGUCAUCGUCAGCCCAGGAAGAACUAAUUUAUAUAAAAAAUCGUUCCCAGUUGUCUGUGAAGGAGCGCAUGUUACUGCAUCACCAACCACGGUCUCCACAGAGAUCACAACCGAUCACAGAGAAGCACCAGGAUAUAAUAGAGGUUCAGAAUGACUUUUCACUGUCAAACCUCGAAGGCGGUGUAACUCUGGAGGACCCCUUGAUGACCACACAACCUCCCCUACCACCCUCGCCUACCACUAAUAUAUUUCCUUCAUUUACCGUAAUAUCUACACCAACAUCACUUCCAUCAUCUGUGACAGGUUUAACGUCGUCUACUGUUCCGUCGUCGCAAUCAACCACCCUCAUGCUGAAAGUUACAGAGGAUGAAAGUUAUGUCUGGUCGUCAUCAAGUAAUCCUGGGGUUACGUCACAUCACAACCAAUCCUCACUGCUCCCUCUCCUCAGGCCUCUCACCUCAAUUACUCACCCAGUCUUGCUGACGAGAGUUACUCCAUCGCCCCCUGGCCAUGAUGAUGCCUUUGGGGUCCACACAAAACCUCUCAUAAACGCUUCAGACACAAAGUUGCCGCACGUUGCAACUCUCGCAGCUGGAGCUUCUCUGUGGGGGAGCGGCCAGAAGAUUGGUCAAAUGCAUCGAUCAGUGACAACCGGAACGCUUGACAAUACCACCACAAGUCCUCAGGGGAACCAUCCCCACUUGCUUCAUUUUUUAAAAUAUUGGAUGUAUCCUCCUCAGGUUCACUCAGAAGCAACAGUACCGAACACAGAACUGGUGAAGGAUUACAAUCUAGCUUUCAGCUAUGUUACAUUGCCGCCGCCGAUGCCCAAGUCUCUGUCUGUGCCACACUCUCUGAUGCGGCGACCACAGCCUGAAGAAAAUCAUCCUCUUCCAGCAGCCCCACAGUGGCAACAAACACCAGUAAGCCGCUUAACAAACGUCCACAAUAACAUAAUCUUCGACAUACAUUCACAGCCUUCAGCAAGUAUUGAUACAUCAGAUGUAAAUUAUCAUAAUAUAAACAUUGACAACAGUAUUGCCGUGGACGGCCAAGAAGAACAAGGUAUUGAAGUGUACACAGUGGAAGACCAGGCAGAGCCGAUAUCCUCACCACCACCGCCCACCAACCAAAUGUCUACAUACCCACCCAAAACCCACGUGCCCACACAUCCAGCUACCACAUACGUGCCCACAUAUCCAUCCACAAACAACACGUACACACACCCAACAACCUCUUCCUCACUCCAUAGCCUGACUUUGCAUUUGAACCUGUAUGCUCCCAGUACUCCUGCACAAGACUCUACAGAAAGUUAUGUCAACAAACUUGUCGAUGACAAUUUCUACGACUACCCAGAGAACCAGAACAAAAGGCGGCGCACUCCGAGGAUGGACGACGGUCGGAAGAAGAUCGACAUCUCUCUAGAUAAAUUCAAUAAUGGUGAGUUAGAGGGUGAGGCUAGGGAGGGGUUGGGAAACAGUGUCAGUGGUCGACCAAUACUAAGGUUGCCGCCCUUGGCCCCCACCCUCAGGCCUGGUGCUACCCCACAGCGGCACCCUCCACCAGAUAGGCCUCUCCCUCCUUUCCCUCCCAGGGCUCGUCCUGGCGUCUUCUCAGACUUUCCUCGACGUCCGGGUACUCCUGCACCGCCUUCACCUGUGGCCAUAGACCCUGUUAGUCUAUUAAUGUCUCAGGGUGGGACAGCAGUGCCGUUUAUCACCACCACGGCCGCCCCAGAACCAUCUCGCCAGCAGAUAUAUAACGCUCUUGCACUGGUGGCAGGCCUCCAUGGCAGCUUUAAUUACGGGGAAAGCAGCGAGCAGCCGACGCCCGUCAUCAGCCUUCACACCACCCAGACCCUUGGGGGUGAGCUCCAGGUGUCAGAGUCACAACAAACACCCGGACAAAUUAAGCAGCCCGGUACUACCAUCAGCGGGGCUGUUUCACCACCCGCUCCACCACCCCCUCUAGGCCCCCUUAGCAUCCUCACCAACCCUUAUCCAGUGCCUGUGUCUCAACCUAAUGUAGGAUAUCCUGGAUAUAUUGGUUAUCCUGGCCGCCCAUCCUAUCCUUACGCACAGUAUCCUCAGUACCCACCUUUCCCGCCGCCGUAUUCCUACCCAUACCCGCCACCAUCACAAGAAUGUCAGGGGGGCGGAGCCUCCACCAGCACCUCUACGGGACCAGGGUCAGCGGCGGCUGCAGCGGCGGCAGGAGGCGGAUGUGGGGGCGGUGGUGGGUCAUCGUCAACGUCUACAGCGGUUAAUCAGAGUGCGGGGGCGGUGCCGGGGUCUGCGUCUGUGGGUGGUGGUGGCUCUCAGGUGCACCUAGUUAGUGCUCCAUCUCCUCCUUCGGCCUCACCCCCGGCCCCCCCUCCCCUCCUCGACAAGGGCUCCUCAGUAAACUCGCCAGCAGCGCCACAAGAUGAGUACGGGCGGGUAGUGGCGGCGCUCAACACCUUGAUGGCUUAUCUGAGCCGCAACAGAGAUCAACCCGCAGUCACCACCUCGGCUCCGUCAUCCUUCAGUGUCAGCGUCGACGUGUAUGUACCCAUCCUGUCGGAGAUCCUGGGAGGCCGUCGAACCACCACCCCAAUACCCGCCGCGGAUGACACCCACCGCCCAGCCGUCCCUCAACAAACACAAACCCCGGCACACGUAGGUCUACAGUCCCAGGAUAUCCAGUCACUGAUAGAGAUGGGUUAUACCUACGGUGGCUAAUGGGGGCCCUGAUAAGAGUUGAGUUAGUUAUAUCUAUGGCAAGGAAUAUAGUACGUAUUUCUGUUAGCCUUAAUGCUGUCGUUUUCUGCUGCCUCUCUGACAACAACAAUAACGAUAACAUUAAUAAAGCUUAAUAAUGAUGUUAGUUACGAUAAUAAUAGUGAUAAUGACGAAUAUUCUGAUAAUAAUGAUAAUAAGAAUUAGCUUUAGAUAUGGGACACAAAUAAGUAGAGAUACGGUCAACGCUCCUUGGACACUAAGCAAUAUAUGUCAUCUACUUGUGGGUCAUUAUAAGUAACUAGUUCAUCACUGGUGAAUGAUGAUCUACAUUAUGAAUUACGCCAGAAUAACAACAUGAAAAAUCACUAUAUAAUGCAAAGAAAAAAGUGUUUGUUUGUGCAUGUGUAUUGUGGUUUGUGUGUGUAGGUGUGUGUUUGUGUAUUGUUGUUGCGUGUGUACGUGUG
This is a messenger RNA of Homarus americanus (American lobster), 5198 nucleotides long. Its product is annotated as nascent polypeptide-associated complex subunit alpha, muscle-specific form-like. Lineage: Eukaryota; Metazoa; Arthropoda; Malacostraca; Decapoda; Nephropidae. The transcript is spliced from 2 exons. The record is from RefSeq and is a predicted model, not a curated record. Bases 466 to 4734 code for a protein of 1422 amino acids.